AUAUAUAUAUACACACACACACACACAUGGUUUCUCACAAUUGAUUGAUUCAUGGAUCUUUAGUUAUUGCAAUUUGCAGCUGAGAAGAUGUUUACGCUACCUACUUCUACGAUGCCUAAUUCUUUGCAAACCCACGUGAGGAAUUUCCUCAAGAAAGGCAAAGUCAACAACUUGAAGAAGAAAACCCCCAAGAAUUCAUGUGUUCUUCAUCACAUCUCAUCUUACAUAGCCAUGGAUGUGACAAAUCAACUCAAGCAAGUCUUCAAAUUCUUUGAUAUUGAUGGCGAUGGCAAGAUUUCUCAAUUGGAGCUCACAAAUGUGUUGUUGACUUUCGGCCAUGAAAAGUCUAUGGCCACCAUGGAAGCUCAAGGGAUCCUGAAAGAGGUCGACUUUAAUGGAGAUGGGUUCAUUGACUUGGAUGAAUUCAUGACUAUUAUGGAUGCUUCCAACCCAGUUUUUGCUGUUUCCAAGCAAGAUAAUGGUGGUGGUGAUGAUGAUGAUCUUAGAAAUGCUUUCAUGGUGUUUGAUAGUGAUAAGAAUGGACUAAUUUCUGCAAAGGAGUUGCAAAGGGUGCUCAUGAGUCUUGGAUGUAGCAAUUCCAAGCUUGGACAAUGUAGAAAAAUGAUUAAAGGUGUUGAUAAAGAUGGGGAUGGGUUUGUUAACUUUCAAGAGUUUAAGUCAAUGAUGUCCAUUGGCAUCAACUAAGGUUUGAUUAAUUAGUUUCUCAUGCCUUCAAGACUUGUACAUCAUGCAUUCAAGACUUGUAAUGUACUACCCCUACAUAUGUAUGCUGAGAAAACAAAUUAUAGAUGUUAUUUCCAACAACUUAUCU
Cynara cardunculus var. scolymus (artichoke) is the source of this 832-nucleotide messenger RNA. Its product is annotated as probable calcium-binding protein CML18. The transcript has 2 exons. NCBI's taxonomy places the organism in Eukaryota, Viridiplantae, Streptophyta, Magnoliopsida, Asterales, Asteraceae. Bases 88 to 705 code for a protein of 205 amino acids. The record is from RefSeq and is a predicted model, not a curated record. Gene Ontology annotation, molecular function: calcium ion binding.